Molecule: messenger RNA, 573 nt
Organism: Caenorhabditis sp. 36 PRJEB53466
Lineage: Eukaryota; Metazoa; Nematoda; Chromadorea; Rhabditida; Rhabditidae
Source: the annotation of a GenBank genome assembly
AUGACAACAACGCCUACGCGAACGAAAAUACUAUCUCCGAGAGUCAAAGAAUCGGAGCCAAACUCUGCGAUCAGACGUCCAUUCCAAAAGAAGCGAAUCGCGUCUCCGAUCCGUUUCAAUCCGAUUUCAAGAAUUUGUACGAUUCCGCUUCAUCAUUCACGAAUUUAACAUAUUUUUUUAGCGUUGAAGGAAGUGCAAAACGCGCCGAAAGUGAAAAGAGUACGCGAGUCUCGCCUGUUUCCGGCAUCGAAGAUGAGUGGCGAUGAACGCGAUAUUCCGCUUCCGGGCGGAUCGCACGAAACGCCGAAAAGGUCCAGUUACCUGCUGCCGAUUCCUCGUUUGCAAUUCGAAAACGACGAUUUCAUGGAAAUGUUCGCAGAAGAGACGGAAAUAAUACACCGGCGUCCAGAUUCAGUGGCCCUUCUCGCAGAAUACCUCUCCGCGUCUUUCCAUACUCUCACCACAGAACCGUCCUCUUCCGAUUCUGAAUAUCAGCACCAAAAUUCCGAAUGUUCAUACGUAACGCUUCGUCUCACAGCUCCCUCGGAAAUCAUAAGCAAUACGCAAAACUAA